Molecule: messenger RNA, 1524 nt
Organism: Fulvia fulva
Lineage: Eukaryota; Fungi; Ascomycota; Dothideomycetes; Mycosphaerellales; Mycosphaerellaceae
Exons: 4
Coding region: 1-1524 (507 amino acids)
Biological process (GO): ubiquitin-dependent endocytosis
Cellular component (GO): plasma membrane; cytosol; cytoplasm
Molecular function (GO): ubiquitin protein ligase binding; protein-macromolecule adaptor activity
Source: RefSeq, a predicted model, not a curated record
AUGCAGGCAUCAGUGAUUCUGGACCAGCCCGGCAACGUCGCCUACACGAAUCUUGACCAAAUCAGCGGCAGAGUCAUCGUGAGAGCCGCCAGAAGUUCUGAUGUCUCCAAUAUCCUCGUCAAGCUGGAAGGAGAGUCGCGGACACGCUUGAUGAGUCCCAGUGGUCCACAUGGCGAAAGGCCGAAGCCGCAGGUGGAAUACCACAAAAUUCUAUACAGACUCGACAUGGUGUUUCCGCCGGGAGAAGUCGCGGAAAGCAGGAGCCAUACGUCAGGCAAGGCUAGCUACACUUUGCCCCCGGGCCAGCAUGAGUAUCCGUUCAGCUUCAAGCUGCCGUUCAAUAACAGUUGCAGCCUAAGCAGCAAUCAGACGCCUAUGGUUAUUGGUCUGGAAGUCGCCAAGCCAGCACAGCGACAUGUCAAGAAGACGUUGCCGCCCACCCUCAACGGCUUUCCAGGUGAAGCGGAGAUCAGAUACUUUAUCAAGUGUACGGUCAACCGCCACUCCAUCUUCAAGGAGAAUGCGAGAGCUUAUGCGCCUUUCAACUUCUUCCCCAUCGAGCCGCCCAGAGCACCUUCCACUGGAACUGAAGUGUAUGCAAGGCAGAAGCAUCAGUUUGAUGCAUUCCCUGGUGAUCAUGCAGCGAAAGACCGAAUGAAAGGCAUCUUCGGCAAGAAGUCGAGUGCACCUAGCUCGCCUACGAUCGGUUCUCCAGGCCAAGGGCCAGCUAUCAGUGUAGAUGCAAGAUUACCAGCGCCUGCAAUCCUGACCUGCAACAGCGAUGUUCCUCUGCGACUGAUCCUGAAGAAGCUCAAUCAUCAUGCUGGAGCUGUCUUUCUGCAGUCUUUGCAGAUCUCGCUGAUUGGGCAUACAAAGAUCCGCGCUCACAAUGUCUUCAGGACAGAGACGAAUAGCUGGAUCAUCAUGAGCAAGAGCAACAUGGGUAUAGCUGUUGGCUCGCCGAACGAUCCGAGGGAUACAGGGACUGUACUGGACGACAGAAUGUGGCGUGGCCAGUCACUGCCUAACACUGUCGCCCCUGGUUUCGAAACAUGCAAUAUCGACCGCUUUUAUCAGCUCGAUAUCAGGAUAGGCCUCAGCUAUGCAGGAGAUGGGACUUCGAAGCCACAAAACAUCGUUCUUCCCUUGAGGCUGGACACGCUUGUCUACUCUGGCAUUGCUCCACCACCGGAAGUCCUCGCAAGAAUGGCAGAGGCCAAACAGCGUAAAGGAGAGACCCCUAUGGCGAGCGAGCUCAGGACCGAAGGUCGAUUGGACUCAGAUUUUGGCGCAAACCAAAUCCCGCCAACUCCGAUCGAAGCAGAAGGCUCUACGGCACCCUUAUUCCCAGCUCGGACAGGGGUCGCAUCGGCAGAAGAGAUCGCUGGAGAUGCGCCGCCAAGCUACGAAGAUGCUAUUGCUUCGGAUCUGCCACCUGUUGUGGCACCAAGGCCGACAUAUGCGCCGCCGCCAGCAUCGGAGGAUCCGCUGUUAGCCAGUGACGAGAAGAAGGGUUGGCAUUGA